This is a messenger RNA of Leguminivora glycinivorella, 2165 nucleotides long. RefSeq names its product protein sly1 homolog (gene Slh). The transcript has 11 exons. The coding region runs from base 137 to 2011 and encodes 624 amino acids. Gene Ontology annotation, biological process: endoplasmic reticulum to Golgi vesicle-mediated transport; intracellular protein transport. Gene Ontology annotation, molecular function: syntaxin binding. Gene Ontology annotation, cellular component: cytosol; Golgi membrane. NCBI's taxonomy places the organism in Eukaryota, Metazoa, Arthropoda, Insecta, Lepidoptera, Tortricidae. The record is from RefSeq and is a predicted model, not a curated record.
UAGACCGUGUAGUCAGAGUACUAACACAAUCUUUUUUGUGUUAAAUUAUUUUGAUAUUUUAAGUAUUUGGACUUUUCCACAUGUGAGAUAACUCCCAAGUUUUAUCUCCAAUUGAUGGAAAGAUAUUUAAUUUAAAAUGACAACCUUAAGAGAACGCCAACUCAAUGCCUUAAAGCAGAUGCUGAACCUAAAUCAGCCGCUAACAAAGGGCGUGGCGACUGAACCGACGUGGAAAGUGCUGGUGUACGACAGAAUUGGACAAGACAUUAUUUCUCCACUAAUAUCUAUCAAGGAGUUAAGGGAAUUAGGUGUCACUCUUCACGUUCAGCUGCAUUCCGACAGAGACAACAUUCCAGAAGUCCCCGCAGUCUACUUCUGUGCUCCUUCAGAAGAGAAUCUUGGCCGCAUAAGCCAAGACUUGGACAAUGGGAUCUACGACCAGUACCACUUGAACUUUAUAUCACCCAUAACAAGGCAGAAACUGGAGGACCUUGCAGCGUCAGCCAUCCAGUCUAACUCUGUCAUGCAUAUACAUAAAGUUUUUGACCAGUAUUUGAACUUCAUUUGCUUAGAAGAAGACUUGUUUAUUAUGAAGCACCAGCAAUCAGAUUCAUUAUCUUAUUAUGCUAUUAAUAAGGGUGACACUAAAGAUACUGAAAUGGAGGCUAUUAUGGAUAACAUUGUGGAAAGUUUAUUCUCUGUCUUUGUUACUUCAGGUAAUGUGCCUAUAAUAAGAAGUAGCAAAGGCAAUGCAGCUGAAAUGGUAGCAACAAAAUUAGACAAAAAGUUGAGAGAGAAUCUAUGGGAUGCCAGGAACAAUUUGUUCCAUGGCAACACAGGGCAGUUCAGUUUUACCAGGCCUAUGCUUAUUCUGUUGGAUAGAAAUAUUGAUAUGGCUACACCACUGCAUCACACGUGGACCUACCAGGCUCUGGCACAUGAUGUUUUGGAUUUGUCAUUGAACAGAGCCGCCGUACCAGAAACUUCAGCAGUGCCAGGCCAAAAGACCAAGGUUCGCGUAUGUGAUUUAGACUCGAAGGACCCUCUUUGGACAGAGCAUAAAGGGAGUCCUUUUCCAACAGUUGCAGAGGCUAUACAGGAAGAUUUAGAUAAAUAUAGAAAUUCUGAAGCGGAAGUGAAGAAGCUGAAGAGCUCAAUGGGCCUGGACGCAGAUAGCGACCUGGCGCUCAGCAUGGUGAGCGACAACACGCAGCGGCUCACCAGCGCUGUCAACUCGCUGCCCCAGCUCAUGGAGAAGAAACGGCUCAUCGACAUGCACACCACCAUCGCCACAGCUAUCCUAAACGCAAUAAAGUCAAGACGAUUGGACUCUUUUUUCGAACUCGAAGAGAAGAUAAUGAGCAAAAGCAGCGGCGUAGAAAGCAAGGCGGUCAUCGACCUCAUCGCGGACCCCAGCGCCGGCACGCCCGAGGACAAGAUGCGGCUCUUCAUUAUUUAUUACCUGUGCACUUCGCAAAUACCCGAAGACGAUUAUAAGAAACUAGAAUCUGCGUUGGUGGCUGCCAAUUGUGAUGUUAAUCCUAUUUCUUACAUGCGGCGAUGGAAGGGCUUCACGAAAAUGUCUGGCCAAUACGAAGGUGGAGGCACAAAAACAGUAUCUAUGUUUUCAAAGUUGGUUUCCCAAGGAUCAUCUUUCGUAAUGGAGGGCGUCAAGAAUUUGGUUGUUAAAAAACAUAAGCUGCCAGUGAGCCGAUGCGUGGAGAGCGCACUCAGCAGCGCGGACAGCCCGGAGCUGACGUGGCUGGACCCGCGCGCCGCGCGCACCGACGCCGCCGCCCGCGCCCGCAGCGCGCGCAGCCCGCCGCCCACGGACGCCGUCGUGUUCGUCGUCGGCGGCGGCAACUACAUCGAGUACCAUAAUCUGCUGGACUUCGCUAAGCAACAAGCUACGAGUGGAACCGCCCGGAAGAUCAUUUACGGCGCAACGACACUCCCCAACGCCUCGCAGUUCCUCAAGCAACUGUCACUCUUGGGCGAAGAGAUCCACUGAGCGAUCCCAGCAUUGCCAGCCUACAUUAACUAUUUUAUUGUAUAAAUAAAAAAAUAUUAAUCAAUUACUAUAUUUAUAAGCGUUCAUUCUUGUUGUUCUUUCUUAUCUGUGAUGGAAUCUUGGUGAUGCGUUCAAUGAAACAAUACUUCAACAA